Ogataea parapolymorpha DL-1 is the source of this 1692-nucleotide messenger RNA. RefSeq names its product U3 small nucleolar RNA-associated protein 4. Gene Ontology annotation, biological process: maturation of SSU-rRNA from tricistronic rRNA transcript (SSU-rRNA, 5.8S rRNA, LSU-rRNA). The coding region runs from base 1 to 1692 and encodes 563 amino acids. Lineage: Eukaryota; Fungi; Ascomycota; Pichiomycetes; Pichiales; Pichiaceae. The transcript has a single exon. Gene Ontology annotation, molecular function: protein binding; RNA binding. The record is from RefSeq and is a predicted model, not a curated record. Gene Ontology annotation, cellular component: t-UTP complex; small-subunit processome; 90S preribosome.
AUGGAUAUUCAUCGGUGUCGAUUUGUGGAUUAUACGCCGCACACGGUAACUUCGCUUGCGUUCUCGCACAACUCUGUGAGCGACAGCUGUCCACACGAGCUCCGUUUGGCAGUGGGGCGCGCCGAUGGGUCGAUAGAGGUGUGGAACCCACGCGGGAAACACGCCAACUGGCUCAAAGAGCACGUCAUUCCCGGGUGUCGGGGCAGAUCCGUCGAGGGACUCGUGUGGUGCAGUGAUGAGGGACAAUCCAGGCUGUUUUCUAUUGGCGGAUCAACAUAUCUAACCGAGUGGGACGUUGCGAAAAGCGUUCCUUUACAUAACCACGACUGCAAUGCGGGUGUAAUAUGGUCUUUGGCCGCCAACCAGUCGCAGAAUAAAAUUGCUGUGGGCUGUGAGGACGGCUCUGUGGUGAUAAUAGACAUUACAGGAGGUCCUGGUGUGAUGGAACACGAACGAAUCUUGCAACGACAGCAAUCGCGAGUUUUGAGUCUAUGCUGGUAUAAAGACGAUAUGAUCAUCGGUGGAUGCGCAGACGGGCGAAUCAGAUGCUGGGAUAUCAAGGGACAAUUAUUACAGACACUGAGGGUUGACAAGUCGAAGACAGAGAGCACGCUUGUGUGGAGUCUCUACAUGGUUGCAAAUGGGAGCCAGCUGGUUUCCGGAGACUCUACCGGAAGCGUCAAGUUCUGGGACAUGAAACACUUUGUGUUGCAGCAGAGUUUCAACGUCCAUGAGGCAGACGUUCUGACACUCACAGGAAACAUGAGUGGCACCACUGUGUUCAGUGCUGGAGUGGACCGCAAGAUAUUCCAGUUUCAGCUAGUUGACAACGGGAAAAAAUCGCAUAAAUGGAUGAACAGCACAAACAGGCUACUGCAUGGCAACGACGUGCGUGCCAUGGCGUCGUACGAGUCGCGCAAUUUAGAUCUUUUGGUCAGCGGUGGUGUGGAAAGAGUGGUUGCCGUGAAUUCUUUGAGGAAUUUCCAAAACAGCAUGGUGUUCAAGCUUCCGCUGAACGCUAACAAUGUGAUAAUAAACGACGAACAGAGACUGUUAAUUAUGUGGCAGGACCAGACCGUGAAAAUAUGGCGUUUUCUGGACAACCAGGAGAAGACACUGGCCGCCAAGCUCACCCUUUCAGACCCCGAGAGCAUUAGUGAUGUUGCUGUCUCCAAGAACGGACGGUAUUUGGUAGUUUCGCGUUUGAGCAUUGUCCGCAUAUACGAGCUGAUCGAGACAGAUACAGCCAAGCUGCAGGUGGUCAAAGUGCCGGCUGCCAAACUGGAAGACAUCGGAGCCAAGAAAGCGCGCGUUCUGGACGCUUUGGGACUCAUCCUGCUGGUGACAAACAGCAAUGAGUAUCUGAGUGUGCGGUUCAAUGUGGACGACGACGACGAUGUGUCUGAGUUCGACGAGGCCCAGGACGUGGUGGAGUACGAUGUGGACAACGAGUGCGAGCUUUUGGACGCCAGCCAGGACUCGCGGCUUGUUGCUAGUGCUGGCUACAAUGGCAAGAUCUCUGUGCUGGAUCUCGGGUCUGGCGAAGCGCGCGUGCUGGUGAGACUGAAUGAGGUGCCGACGGCCUUACGGUUCACGUCGAAUAACACGCUUCUGGUGGCCACCAUGGAGCAUAAGCUUUUCGAAUUCAAUUUGGACGGCGAGCUGCACACCGAGUGGUCCAAAAAAAAAUAG